Magallana angulata is the source of this 615-nucleotide messenger RNA. RefSeq lists its product as uncharacterized. Lineage: Eukaryota; Metazoa; Mollusca; Bivalvia; Ostreida; Ostreidae. The transcript has 2 exons. The record is from RefSeq and is a predicted model, not a curated record. Gene Ontology annotation, biological process: DNA recombination; DNA integration. Gene Ontology annotation, molecular function: DNA binding. Bases 1 to 615 code for a protein of 204 amino acids.
AUGUCUGAACUGACGUCUCAAGGCAUUGGAAUCGUCAAAAGACAAGCCGAGCCGUUGUCAGAAAACGACGAAAAAUGCCUUUGGGAGAAGAACAUUUUAGGAAAUUCCACUUCCAAGUCGAUGUUAUAUUUGGUCUUCUUCUACAACUGUGGUCUUAACCAGCGCAACGUUUCGCCAAAAGUCAUCAAACACAUAUUCUCGGACACUGAGUUGUAUAAUAUUUAUAAAGAGUACAUUUGCCUUGUUCUCAGUGUAUCCGACGACGGGGAUUCGGCUGGACCGUUCUACAGAAGAGCGUUAGAGGGUAGAAAUUUCAGCAAACAAUGUAUUGGUGUAAAUAAAUUGUCAACCAUGAUAAAAUCCAUGUGUGAAGAGGGCGGGUUGAGUGGUAACUUUACCAAUCACUCCGGGAAGCGAACCUGUGCGACGGCUUUGUAUCAGGCGGGGGUAGAGGAACAGGAGAUUAUGGCCCGCACGGGCCACCGUUCCAUCGAAUCUGUUCGCCAAUACAAAAGAGCGUCAGACGACAUGAUGAAGGAAGUAUCCACCGUGUUAGAACCUAAGCGCGUCAGGAAAAGUGAUGAGCCUACCUCUACGAUUACUACAGCUUCUUAA